Molecule: messenger RNA, 690 nt
Organism: Sphaerodactylus townsendi
Lineage: Eukaryota; Metazoa; Chordata; Lepidosauria; Squamata; Sphaerodactylidae
Gene: CALHM4
Product: calcium homeostasis modulator family member 4
Exons: 4
Molecular function (GO): monoatomic cation channel activity
Source: RefSeq, a predicted model, not a curated record
AUGUCUCUUACAAGUGGGUUAACUUUCCUAAAAGGUAAAGAAGUUGUUGUUGUGAAUGUGUUAAUUGCUAUCCUAGAGUGCCUGAUGCUUGGUUAUGCUUUGAAUGAUCAAGCUGGGGGACUGGUUGCUGGAGAAAAGGCUUCGAUCUGUGGAUGCAGCACUCGUGACCAUUUGUUGCAGUUCAAACAUGUCUCUUUUGUCUUCUGCAGCAUCACAGGAAGAGCUCUGGCUGCUCCUGCAACAUGGAUGGCAGCGGCAGUACUGAAUGGAUUCUACUGAAUAUGCGUUGUUGGCUGGCUUUUGAUAGCAGUUGAGCCAUCACUUCUUUCAUGCCCUGUUGCCUGGGAAGGUGUUUGUCUCCUGCACCUCCAGUACUGGAACAGAUACAUCCAUAAUGAGCAGAUGCUAUUUGAGCAAGCUGUCAUCCAGCACUCCAAGAUCUAAGCCAAACAACACAUCAAGAAGUUCUCUGGCUUUCUUCCAGGCAGGGAAGAUAUCACAGAAAUCCGCAUCCCUUCAUGUGCAGACUGGAGAUCCAUUUCUGGGCUAGACCUCUUAACAAUCGUGGAUAAGCAGCACUAUGAUUAGAGUCUCCUUCAUGUUUGGGCAGUUGAAGACUUUGUGGAUACAAAAUAUAUGAAAAUUAAUAAUAAACCAAAUUGUCUGGCUAUGGAACAUUCUGUCAAAUGA